Lentinula edodes (shiitake mushroom) is the source of this 1666-nucleotide messenger RNA. Its product is annotated as kinase-like domain-containing protein. The transcript is spliced from 2 exons. Gene Ontology annotation, biological process: peptidyl-serine phosphorylation; signal transduction. The record is from RefSeq and is a predicted model, not a curated record. Gene Ontology annotation, molecular function: ATP binding; protein serine/threonine kinase activity. Lineage: Eukaryota; Fungi; Basidiomycota; Agaricomycetes; Agaricales; Omphalotaceae. Gene Ontology annotation, cellular component: cytoplasm; nucleus. Bases 144 to 1367 code for a protein of 407 amino acids.
UAUCGUGAAAUUGAACCUCAGCUGGUUUUUUGUUGAAUUCUGACCAUCGUGGCGCUAGUCCUCGCAGCCUAUUCGACUCGUGUAUCCCUUUCUCGUCCUCGUCUUAGACAUUGAUUUAUGCCCAUAAAACACCGUGAAUUACCAUGGACUACAAAUUCGGAGGAAAAUAUCUCCUCGAACAGGAGAUCGCCAACGGAGGGUGCGGAACCGUUUUCCUUGGAACACAUCACAUCGCAGGAAAACAGGUUGCUAUCAAGCUUGAACCCGCGACAGAGGGCAGACAAUCUAUGCGCCGUAGCAAAAGCCAGCCAGAGCUACAAUCAAAAAGCAAGAAGCAGACAAUAGAUCCAUAUCCUGGUCUUUCGCCACUGACUCUCGAGUCACAGAUAUACAAACGUCUCAUGGGUGCCCCUGGAGUUCCUUUUCUUUUGCAUUCAGGAAAAUCGGGUCCCUAUAACGUUCUCGUGAUGGAUUUACUUGGUCCUUCCUUGGAGGACCUAUCGCGUCGCUGUGGUCGACGUUUCAGUUUGAAAACAACAUGCAUGCUCGCUGUACAGUGUUUGGACAGACUGGAAUAUGUUCAUAGUCGUGGUGUUCUUCAUCGAGAUGUCAAGCCCGCCAACUUUGUCAUGAGUCGCACGACCCCGAGUAUCGUGAACAUUAUUGACUUUGGCCUUGCUAAACGCUACCGCCAGCCUUUGAAUGGCGAACACAUUCCCUAUUCUCAGCAUCCUGAUGCUCUUCAUGGUGUCGGCACCUCACUCUAUGCCUCCCUAAACACGCACUUCGGCGUAGAGACAGGCAGGAGAGAUGACCUCGAGAGUCUAGCCUAUAUGUUAAUUGGCUUUGUGCGGGGAGGGUUACCUUGGCGGAAAGUUAGAGCCACAGUUGAUCCUCCACCCAAUUGGCCUUCGAAGGAGUGGAAUCCCAUAACUCAAACUUGGAAUCUAAUUCGGGAGGAGAAGGUGAAAGCCGAGGUUGCUCUGCUUAGUACGUCGAAGGACAGAAGACAGCAUAACCAUGCACCAACUUCCUCGUCUGACCCUGCUACUCUGCUAGCUGGUUUACCAGAGGAGUUUGGCGUCUUAUAUCGCUAUGCACGUACGCUUCAGUUCACCGACUUGCCUGACUAUGAGGGACUGCGCCAGCUUUUCCGUGGCUUGGCCGAACGCGAGGGCUUCCUGGAUGCAGACGGUGAAUACGAUGGCGUUUGGGACUGGCACGGUGUCGAUAUACCAGCUCCACUUGCGUCUAGUUCCGCCUCCGCGGUGCAUGGUCAGGGCCGAUUUUGUGAGGCAUGUAAUAAAAGGGCGGCUGAAGCUGCCGGAGUAGGUUCAUUGGGAAAGCGAAGAAAAGAAUGGGUGUAAUCUGUGUUGAGUUCUCUUGUUACAUUGGUCAAAUUAUCAUCGCCCAACGCUGGUCGAUGAUCAUAAAACUAUGUGACAUUGCUUGUGCUUGAUGGUGCAUUGUGCGAUGGAACAAGCAAGUCAUUUUACGUAUGCUGGUCCGCCUUGGACCAUUCGUAUGCGGCACUGCAGCCAGGGGGCCCUCCAUGAUGGGGAACUCCACUGUAGAAUUGGACUAGCUUCCUAGCAUUAGGAUAACGUCUGAACUACUUGAUGGAUUUUGUGAGAUACCAGAUGAUCGCACUCCGGGAUCUCUUGGU